UUGUUUUAGAUCAUAUUUUACGAGGGAAAAUGUUUCACAGGAAGGAAGCUGGAAGUCUUUGGAGAUUGUGACAACUUCCAGGACAGGGGGUUCAUGAACCGAGUGAACUCUAUAAAGGUUGAAAGUGGAGCUUGGAUCUGUUAUGAUCACCCUGACUUUAAAGGACAGCAGUACAUUCUUGAGAGAGGGGAAUAUCCUGACUUUCAUCGUUGGAAUGGUCACAAUGAUCACAUGGGUUCCAGUCGACCAGUUAGAAUGCAUGGUGAGCAUUAUAGACUGGAGCUGUUUGAGGGGUGUAAUUUCACUGGCCAAUGCAUGGAAUUCUGUGAAGACUGCCCAUUUCUGCAAGGAAGGGGAUGGAAUAAAAACUGUGUCAACGCUCUCAAAGUCUACGGUGAUGGAGCCUGGGUGCUGUAUGAAGAGCCCAAUUACCGUGGACGUAUGUACAUUGUAGAGAGAGGAGACUAUCGCAGCUUUAACGAAUGGCAGGGCCAGAGCGCAAAUAUCCAGUCUAUCAGACGAGUAGUUAAUUAUUUCUAAUUGAUACAUUUUAACUCUGUUCCUGGGAAACUUUGAUGCACAAUAACAUUUACCUCUUCUGACAAAGAAAAUGUCCAAUAAAUUCUUAAACUGUG
This is a messenger RNA of Bombina bombina (fire-bellied toad), 635 nucleotides long. It is a transcript of the gene CRYGN, whose product is annotated as crystallin gamma N. Lineage: Eukaryota; Metazoa; Chordata; Amphibia; Anura; Bombinatoridae. Gene Ontology annotation, biological process: lens development in camera-type eye; visual perception. Gene Ontology annotation, molecular function: structural constituent of eye lens. Bases 94 to 540 code for a protein of 148 amino acids. The record is from RefSeq and is a predicted model, not a curated record. The transcript is spliced from 3 exons.